UAGGGCGGCCGCAGCAGCAGCAAGUGUUUGUCCGGACGAAGUCCGCGCCGGCGGGCACUUGUCGCGGCAGCUGCGCAGCGGGCACACACGCGCUAACCAGGUCUUUGUUAAUAGUAGCUGCAAAAACAAAGAUUGCAGAUUAUCGACUUUGCCUGUUGAUAGUGCAGAAAUGGGAGGCCGUGCGCAGAGCGGAGCCGCGCCGCCGCCCCCGCCGCUUCCAGGACGAGUCUCCGCUGGAGCUGCUCCGCCUGCCCUGCGACCAGCCCGGCCAGCAGCCGCAGCCGCUGCCAGCGCGCUCUCCGCCGAUGCCGUUCUCGCCGCAGCGCCACCUCGGAGGGCCGUGCACAAGUGCGCGGGACAGCCCGCCGUGGCGCCGCAACACGCACGUCCUAGUUGAACUCAGGACUUCCGGAAGCGGACUUGUGAUUGCAC
Molecule: messenger RNA, 432 nt
Organism: Schistocerca gregaria
Lineage: Eukaryota; Metazoa; Arthropoda; Insecta; Orthoptera; Acrididae
Product: forkhead box protein L2-like
Exons: 4
Coding region: 170-397 (75 amino acids)
Source: RefSeq, a predicted model, not a curated record